Molecule: messenger RNA, 223 nt
Organism: Dentiscutata erythropus
Lineage: Eukaryota; Fungi; Glomeromycota; Glomeromycetes; Diversisporales; Gigasporaceae
Source: the annotation of a GenBank genome assembly
UGAAGAUGCAUUAACAGUAUUGACAGAGGAGCAAAGGAUACACUUAUGGGACGAAGUAAGAGUGUUAAUUGAAGGUAGUGCUUUGGCAGACCUCAAGCCGGAUUCAAGUAAAAAUAGAGGUGGAAAUGCUUAUUAUUCCAAUGAAGAGUGGAGAACAGAUGAAGAAGCAACAGAGGCAGCAGGAAAGAAGGUUAAGAGGUUAGUUUGUAUCGAUAAAUGGUAG